Molecule: messenger RNA, 2159 nt
Organism: Erigeron canadensis
Lineage: Eukaryota; Viridiplantae; Streptophyta; Magnoliopsida; Asterales; Asteraceae
Product: ATP-dependent DNA helicase Q-like 1
Exons: 10
Coding region: 1-1875 (624 amino acids)
Biological process (GO): double-strand break repair via homologous recombination
Cellular component (GO): cytoplasm; nucleus; chromosome
Molecular function (GO): 3'-5' DNA helicase activity; ATP binding; nucleic acid binding
Source: RefSeq, a predicted model, not a curated record
AUGGCUCGAAAUGAUGAUGAGAAAGAGAAGAUGGAGAUAGAAAAAACAAGAUUGAUAAAGUUGGCACUUGAAUUAGGAUUUGAUCAACAAUCUGCCAUCACUUGUUUAGAUCAUCUUAUUCAUCUCUAUGGCGACGAUGGGAGGGACUUUAUUACCGUGGAGCACUGUGGUGACGAUUUUCUUGCAUCACUUGCCGAAACUAUGCAAGAUAGUGAGGAAUGGGACGAUUUACAAGCUUUGGAGACCCAGGCUUGUGAAACGUUGGGCGACAUGUUUAACAAGGACUCGAUGAUAGAUGAUAAAACCGUGGACCAUGGACCUUUUGUUCAUGUAUUAAAUGACUCACCUCAAGCUCAGAAACAUCAAAACUUGAUGCAUUUGGAUUCCACUAGUGAAGAUGAAGACCUGGACUUUAGUAUCUUGAGCAACAAGGGUUCAAAAUCUGCAUACUCUGCAUCCAGUAGUAAAAUGCACUCAUGUGUCGAUGGUAGCACUUCAAAAAACAAGGAUGGCAAAAGCAAAACUACACAAACUUCAGUUUUAUCAUUUUUUGGUAAGCAGAAUAGCCCCACCAUGGAAGAUGAUGGAAAGGGAACUCUUAGCUAUGAAGAGUUGAAGAAACUAGAUGACCUUGAAUUGGCAAAUGUUGUGAUAUUCGGUAACAAGGUAUUUCGACCCUUACAGCAUCAGGCUUGUAAGGCAUUUAUGGCGAAACGUGAUUGCUUUGUUCUUAUGCCCACAGGGGGAGGUAAAAGUCUCUGUUAUCAGCUACCAGCAGCAAUUCAGCCAGGCGUUACAAUUGUUAUCUCCCCUCUACUGUCUCUCAUUCAGGACCAGAUAAUCACUCUGAAUCUCAAGUUUGGAGUAGCAUCAACUUUUUUAAACUCUCAACAAACUACUUCCCAGGCAAAUGCUGUACUGCAAGAGUUAAGGAGAGAAAAACCAUCAUGCAAGCUCUUGUAUGUGACCCCAGAAAGGAUUGCUGGGAACGUAUCAUUUCAAGAAACCUUACAUUCUUUGCACCAGAAGGGACAACUAUCUGGAUUUGUUGUUGAUGAAGCACAUUGUGUGAGCCAAUGGGGACAUGAUUUCCGUCCAGAUUAUAGAGUAUUGGGUUCUCUUAAGUUUAAUUUUCCAAAUGUUCCUGUGAUGGCGUUGACUGCUACUGCAACAGAGUCAGUUCGUAAGGACAUUCUGAAAUCUCUAAAAAUCCCACGUGCUCUUGUUCUAGAGACAAGUUUUGAUAGGCCAAAUUUGAAGUAUGAAGUGAUUGAGAAAAGCAAAGAGCCUUUAAAGCAGCUUGGAAAAUUACUGUCUGAUCGCUUUAAAGAUUUAUCUGGGAUAGUGUAUUGCCUUUCAAAAAACGAAUGUGUGGAAGUUUCCAAGUAUUUAAAUGAGAAAUGCAAAGUUAAAACAGUAUAUUACCAUGCUGGUUUAUCUGCUCGUCAGAGGAUGAUUGUUCAGCAGAAAUGGCACACAGGAGAGGUGCAUGUGGUGUGUGCCACCAUUGCUUUCGGCAUGGGAAUAGACAAGCCUGAUGUUCGGUUUGUAAUUCACAAUACACUUUCAAAGUCUAUUGAAAGCUAUUAUCAAGAAUCUGGAAGGGCUGGAAGAGAUAAUCUCCCUUCACAAUGCCUUGCUUUAUAUCAGAAAAAAGAAUUUAGCAGGAUUGUCUGCAUGUUACGAAGUGGAAAAAGCAGAAAAGAAAGUUUUAAGAUUGCAAUGGAUCAAGCGGGUAAAAUGAAAGAGUAUUGUGAACAGAAGGCAAAAUGUCGUAGACAGUUGUUACUGGAGCACUUUGGGGAAUCUUUCAACCCUAGAGUGUGCAAAAAUGGAUCUAACCCUUGUGAUAUCUGUCUCAAGUCGCCUUCGUGAUCAAACUUCACCAGCUACUCUGACCAAUGGAGAGUCCAUAUAUGCAGGGAUAAUCUUUUUUAGUAGUCAACCUUAAAUACUAUCUAUGAAUUGGUACAUCAUUCCAAAAUAGAGGUAAUCCUUGAUAGGGUCAUGGGAACAUUUAUGGAUUUACCUUUUUAAACUAAGCAAUUAGUGUUUGGGUUAUACUGAGAAGAAACUAGAAUUACAAGGCAGUAAACAGCGACGUGUCACGUUGCCUUUAGACUGCUAUUAUUAGUCUAUCCUUAUUCUUUAAUUAUUCA